Sardina pilchardus (European sardine) is the source of this 8607-nucleotide messenger RNA. RefSeq names its product protein tyrosine phosphatase non-receptor type 13 (gene ptpn13). Gene Ontology annotation, molecular function: phosphatidylinositol 3-kinase regulatory subunit binding; protein tyrosine phosphatase activity. Gene Ontology annotation, cellular component: cytoskeleton; cytoplasm; nucleus. The transcript has 49 exons. Gene Ontology annotation, biological process: peptidyl-tyrosine dephosphorylation. The coding region runs from base 373 to 8034 and encodes 2553 amino acids. NCBI's taxonomy places the organism in Eukaryota, Metazoa, Chordata, Actinopteri, Clupeiformes, Clupeidae. The record is from RefSeq and is a predicted model, not a curated record.
AACAGACAGGAGAGAGUGCAUUUCGGAGGAUAAUGGUUACUGUUCGUCAAAUGAGAGACACAGAAAUCGUUCUCUCACAGGUUUAAUACGAAUCGGUUUUUACGGCGUUAGAAUUACUGUGUAAGCCUACUUUAUUCUUGUUUUAGUUACCUGGAUUCCCGCGGAGUUUGCAUAAUUUGGAAGUGAUGGAAAACCGAAUGGCCGAGUAGCGCUUGCGAAAUAAACCUGUUGCCAUUUCGACAAUCCUGCCCUCCUGUUUUAAGAUGUUUCAUUGUGGAUGUGAUGCCGUACCUACUUGCCUGUUGGCACUUUUCUAGUUGGAGCACCAGCCUGUACCUUGUGGAAGCUUAGUUUUCAUAACUUCCAGGGAGGAUGCACGUGUCCCUGGCGGAGGCGCUGGAGGUGCGAGGAGGCCCACUGGAGGAGGAGGAGGUGUGGGCCCUGCUCAGCCAGAGCGCCGAGAGCCUCCACGAGCUGCUGCGCAGAGACCCCUCCACGCUGGGCUUCAUCAUCUCGCCCUGGUCCCUGCUGCUCAUGCCUUCCGGAAACAUCUCCUUCACCGACGAGAACGUGACCCAGCAGGACCUCCGGGCCUUCACCGCACCAGAGGUCCUCGAGGGACUCAACCUCUCCUCCGUGUCCGACAUUGAGAAGAUGCACAUGUACUCCCUCGGCAUGACCCUGUUCUGGGGAGCCGACUACGAGAUCCCUCACAGUCAGCCCAUGAAGCUGAGCGAGCGUCUGAACACCCUGCUGCUGAGCAUGUGCGAGGACUCGACGCUGACGCGCAUGUCGGUGCGCACCGCGCUGGACGCCUGCAGCGCACACAUCCGCAGCUCCAGCGCCGAGCCCUCCUUCUCCUACGUCCGCCGCCUGGUGCGCCUGGUGCUGGGCAGCCUCUCCCAGCUGGACGGGCUGCUGUCUCAGGCCGAGAGGGAGUCCUUGCCGGAGCGGAGCAAAGAGAUCCGGGAGCGCUUGCGAGGCAAAGGCCUUCCCGCAGGGAGGAGUGCGGCCCACCGUGUGCUGGAGCGCUACAGGGCCCGUUCCCAGGAGCAGUCGGGGCUGAACCGCGGCCUGAGUCGCUCCAUGAGCUCGCUGCCCGUGCAGGAGCUGCUGCGGCCGGACGACAGCGCCCUCCUCUACCCGCCGUCGGAGUUCCACCCGGGCUCCGAGUCCUCGGCCGAGCUCUACCCGCACCUCCUGGCCCAGGCCCAGACCCACGGGCACGGGGCGCCCCAGCAGCAGCAGCAGGCCCGCGGGCGGCCGUCCGACGCCAGCCGCAAGGCCGUGUCCCACCGGGGCGAGCAGCGGCGCAAGAACUGGGCGUCGGCGGUGGACCUGGCGUGCCUGGACCCCGAGGUGCUGCACUGGGGCGGGCUGGAGGAGGCGCGGAGGGGCAGCAGCGCCCUGAGCACGCGCUCGGCGGGCACCCGCCACCGCUCGGCCUCGCGCUCCAGGGAGGGACGCCACUCGGACUUCGCCGGGCUGCAGCCGCCGCGGCCCCACCACGUGUCGGCGCUGUCCGUCAGCUCGGCCCUCAACAGCGCCUACGAGCGCAUCCGCGAGCGCCAGAGGAAGCUGCACGCGCUCCAGCAGGCCAUGGACGAUCCCCUCCACACCCACAGAAGGUACCACAGCGACUACAGCUCAUCCAGCGAAAGCCCCUCAGUGACGUCCUCGGAUCCUGACUACAGACAAGCCAAGAAACCAGAAGAUGGGAGAAGGAGCAACUCACAGGUGGCUCUGUCGGAGCAUGACGGCAUGUCUCUCAGCAGACAGAGGCUGCUGGACGCUGGUCAGGACGACGCUCUGGGCACUGAGCUGCUCAUCCAGCGGCAGGAGGAGCAGAUCCACCGGCUCCAGGCGCGCCUCUCCCACGCCAGCAUCCACCCGGCCGACGACACGCGCGUGCGCACCAGCUUCUACCCCUCCGACGACCUCCGCACCUCCAUGCUGGACCUGCGGGAGCCUCGCAGGAGCAGUCCCCUGGAGGGGGUAGCAGCGCCGCGCAAGCCCAAGACUUUCUUUGGGCCUGAAUUUGUGAAGAUGGCCAGUGAGCCGUGUGUUGUACUGAGCGUCCCCUCCUCCAUAAUGAAUAAGCGUGGGAAGGUGGAGGAGAGCCAGCGGAAGGUGGGGGUGGUGCUGCUGAGCGGCCAGCGUCUGGAGCUCAGCAGCGACGUGAAGGCGGUGUGCAAGGACGUGCUGGACAUGGUGGUGGCCCACGUGGGCCUGGUGGAGCACCACCUCUUCGGCCUGGCCAGCCUGAGAGACGACGAGUUCUUCUUUAUUGAGCCUGAUGCCAAACUGACCAAAGUGGCCCCCGAUGGCUGGAAGGAAGACCCCAAGAAGAAGAAAACGGAUGUCAACUUCAACCUGUUCCUGCGCAUCAAGUUCUUCUUAGAUGAUGUGAACCUCAUUCAACACAUGAUGACCAAACGGCAGUACUACUUGCAGCUGCGGAAAGACAUCUUGGAGGAAAGAAUGCGCUGUGACCUGGAGAGUGCCAUGCUCCUGGCGUCUCUCGCUCUGCAGGCAGAGUUUGGUGAUUACCAGCCAGAGCUCCACGGGAAGACAUAUUUCAGGAUGGAGCACUACCUGCCCGCCUCUGCUAUGGACAAGAUUGACCAGACGUCCAUCAAGGAGGACCUGUCCAAGCUACACAGCUCCUACUAUGGAGUCUGUGAGGAUGAGGCUGAAUUUGAGUUCCUGAAGGUGUGCCAACGACUGACUGAGUACGGUGUUCACUUCCACCGUGUGCUGCCAGAGAAGAGGUCCCAGACCGGCAUCAUGCUCGGGGUCUUCUCCAAAGGGGUGCUCAUCUUUGAGGUCCUGAAUGGAAACCGCACGCCUGUCCUGAGGUUCCCCUGGAGAGAAACAAAGAAAAUCUCUUUCAUUAAAAAGAAGAUCUCUCUCCAGAACACCUCAGAUGGGAUCAAGCACCUGUUCCAGACGGACAGUCAGAAGACCUGCCAGUAUCUGCUGAACCUGUGUUCAGCCCAGCACAAAUUCCACCUGCACACGAAAGCCAGACAGAGCAACCAGGAGACCAAAGACUUGGAGAACUUGAGUAGCCUGCAGUACCCCUCGGGUCCAGAGGGCAUGGGCAGGGCAGUGAGCGCGCUCAGCCUGGCCCCCAGCGGACGCUCGGAGAGCGACCACCUCAAGAGGAUGUCCUGCUCGGAGGCCGCCCUGAACAAGCACCACAUGGUCCGGCUCCCUGCCUCCGGCGACGUCUCGUACCCGGGCUACGUGCCCAACCCCAACCCCCGGCACCUGAGCCGCUCGCACCACAACCUGGGCCAGCUGCCCGAGUCGCCCGAGCACCGGGCGGCGCUCUCCUACGGCAGCCAGUCCCAGAGCGGCGCGGCGCGGCUCAGCACCCAGCUGCCCUCGCACCACCGCGCCUGCUCCGACACCGACUCCAUCACCGUCAGCCGACAGCAGGACGGUAGCAGUUUCGGCUCCCUGGUCCACAGCAACCCUCACUGGAGUCCCGAGAAGUUUAAGAAAGAGUCGGACUCCUCCUCGUGUGAGGAGACGGCCAACGCCUAUGUUGUAGGUGUGAGCAUGCACAGCUCAGGAGUGCCCUCCACCCCUGCCUCUCUCACAGUCAAUGACUCUCUGAAGAAGAAGCUGAAUGCCUUGCCUUCUCCUGAGAGGGAGAUUAUGACCGUAAAUCUCAAGAAGGAUGCAAAGUAUGGUCUGGGGUUCCAGAUUGUAGGGGGAGAGAGUUCAGGGCGGAUGGAUCUUGGGACUCUGAUCAGCUCCAUAACUCCUGGAGGUCCGGCUGACAUUAACGGCUGCCUGAAGCCUGGAGAUCGUCUGAUCUCGGUGAACGACGUCAAUCUGGAGGGACUUCCUCAUGAAGCUGCGGUGGACAUCCUUCAGAACGCCCCCGACGAUGUCACUCUGGUGGUGUCCCAGCCCAAAGAGAGGCUGUUUGAAGGCUCCCCUUCAAGCUUCCCUCGCUACAGCACCAAGCCCCCCGUGGCCUCACCUGUGCAGGUGGAUUUGGAGUCGUCGUCUGAGGAGAACGCAGGCUCCCCCAGUCCUCCCCCGAUGUCCGUGGCCAGCGCGUCCGUGUCCCCGCUGGGCCGCCGGCACGAGAGCCUGAACAGCUCCCAGAACUCCCGCACGGGCAGCCCCGCUCUCCCCCCGGCGCAGCUCAACGGCUUCCACCGCAGCCCCCCUCCAGAGGGCCCCCCGGCAGCUCAGCCCGCCCUGGACAGCACGCCGCCCGCCCUGCCGCCCAAGACCAGGAAAGCCCAGAAGGUGCUAGAGACGCCCAAAGAGGCCGAAUAUUCAGACAGAGGAGACUCGGAUAUGGAUGAGGAGACAUACCCUGGUAGCCCAGAGAAACUUAUACUUAAAAAGGAGCUAUCUCCCAGCUGCAACAUGGGAAAUUUAAGUGGUAAUGCCCCAGGGGUCAAUAGUCUCCAACCAGGAGAUCUAUUUGACGUUGAGCUGUCCAAAAUAGACAGCAGCCUGGGCAUUAGUGUGACGGUACUGUUUGGAAAGGGGGGCUCAAACACAACGGUGAAGCACGGGGGGAUCUACGUGAAGGCCAUCAUCCCUAAAGGAGCCGCUGAGCUGGACGGCAGAAUUAACAAAGGUGAUCGAGUCAUGGCUGUGAAUGGGAAAAGCCUGGAAGGAGCUACUCACCAGCAGGCUGUGGAAGCCCUUCGAGACACUGGACAAGUUGUCCACCUGCUGCUAGAGAAAGGUCACCCCCCGGCUGAUAGCAUCCACGCCCCACUCACCCCACAGAGCACUGCAGAGCCCCCCCCAGAGAAGCCCCGGGCAGCCCCUAAACCUCCCGCUGACUACCACUUUGUGACCGAUGAUAACGUGUUUGAGGUGGGCCUGGUGAAGAACUCCUCAGGCCUGGGCUUCAGCUUCAGUCGGGAGGAGAACGUUCCAGGGGAGGCGGCCCCGACGAGCAUGGUCCGAGUGAAGAAGCUGUUCCCUGGACAACCGGCUGCCGAGAGUGGCCAAAUUGAAGUGGGCGACGUCAUCUUGCGCGUCAAUCAGACUUCCCUCAAGGGCCUAUCACAACAUGAAGUGAUAUCAGCUCUCAGAGGAGCAGGGCAGGAAGUCACGCUGUUGCUUUGUAGACCAGACAAAGGAGUCUUACCAGAAAUGGACCCCUCUCUAGUGACCCCCAAGGUUUCCCCUCGUAAGGAGCUCCACGCUCAUCCGGAGCCCAGCGAGCCCAGAACGGUCUCCCCUGCUGAGGGGGACAGCCAGCGGAGCAUGGGGGCGGUGGAGGAGGCCCUGGAGAGGCUGCUGAUGAAGUCCCCCAGCCGGCGGGACAGCUACAGCGACAGCACGGAUGACGAGGAGGUGGAGGAGGCCUUCAGCCCCUCCCUGGAGCACAGCAGCCAGUCGUGGGACAGAAGUGUUUACCAGACCCCCGGCAACAACCCCCAGCUGGGGAGACUCAGCCAGUACGAGACCCCGGGUGAGCUGGACGACACCGUGCGAUCCACCUACUACUCUCCCAACCAGUCCAUCUGCAGGACAGAUCUCGACAGAAGGUCUCCAUCUUCGUCCCCUAUGACGGUGGAGCUGGACUCCACUCUGCAGCCCAUGCUGUCGUCAUCGGUCAGCCCCGACAGGGCGGGCCAGAGCCCCAGCCCAGACCCCCUGCCACCCCCUCUCGCCGUGCCCACCACCCUCAGCCUGCCCAACAGCCAGGACAUGGAGGAGUUUGUGCCGGAAGUUGAGCUGAAGGUCUCUCUUGUCAAGUCAGACAAAGGAAGUUUGGGAUUUACCCUCACCAAAGGAAAUGACCUUAGCUGUUACAUCCACGACAUCAUUCAGGACCCAGCCAAAGGCGACGGACGACUGCGCCCCGGAGAUCGCAUGAUAAUGGUCAACAACACAGACGUGUCCAGCAUGGGUCAUACCGAAGUGGUGAAUCUGGUCCGAGCUGCUCCGCGAGUAGUGGACUUGGUGGUUGGGAGAGUUCUGGAAGCCCCUAAACCGCCUUUUGAAGCUCACCUACUGCCUGACAUCACCUACCAGUGCCAGGAAGAUUCUCUAGGUGUGGUGUUGGAGGGGGGGAGUGACAGCCUGCUGGGACUGCUCUAUGUGAAGGAGGUGGUGCCUGGAUCGGUGGCCGCCGGCGAGGGCAGUCUGAAACCCCUGGACCUGAUCCACUUCAUCAACGGCGCCCCAACCCAGGACCUCACCCUCAGUGAGAAUCGCAGGUUGCUGGAGCUGUCACUCAGGAACCUCACACUGAAGGCCACCAGAGAUGGGAAACCAGUGAGUCCACAGCGAAAGAGUGUGUCGUAUCUGAACAAUAACCUGAGCUCUAAAGGAAACACACCACAUAGCAUGAAUGGUUAUCUCCAUGGCGAGCGCAACGAGUUGGAAGUCCUUUCCAGUAUCUGUCCGUCUGAGGAACAGCUCAUUCAGAUGCAGCUGGAAAAGCCCCCCACUGGUGGCCUUGGCUUCUCGGUCAUUGGUGGAGAGAGGGGCAUUUUUGUCAAGUCCAUCACACCUGGAGGAGUGGCUCACAGCUCAGGUGAGCUGCAAGUCGGAGACCGGCUGUUGAAGGUGAAUGAUGAUCUGAUGACAGGAGUGUCUCACUCCAAAGCAGUCACCACCAUCAGGAAAGCCAAAGGUGUGGUCCGUAUGAUUAUAUCCAGACCUCCUGACCAAACCCCUAGCACUUACCUGGGCUUCCUGCCUCUUAGCUCAGACAAGUGCAAUGGAAACACAGAUGUAAGUGAGGACAGUGGGGUGCGGACUAAAGUGCACAGCCCAGCAGAUGGUCAGAAGUCCAGCAGUGAAAAAGCCCCACCGGUCAUCCCACCCAUAGACUAUGAUGUGGGUUCAAAGGAAAACAGGACAGAGGGCAAUACGGAUCUGUCAGAGGACACAGACUGUGAUGGUUCCUCCCUGCCGGAAGACUCCCCUGAGACCUCAAGGAGAACAGACUGGAAAGAAGAGUGUGUAGAUAGCCCUGCCAAUGACCGAUCUGCCAUUCUCAGCUAUCUACAGACCAGUGAAGGACAGCUGGAGGAGGACGAGAUUACGUGGGGCAGCGAUGAGCUUCCUAUUGAGAAUAUAAACUCUAAGUUCACAGAGGAUGGGCCUAUUGUUACUGAAGAGGAGCUGACAUCGCUGCCUCUGGUAAAAGUCGUCCCUGAUGGUCAGUACACUGGACCCAAACUGAACACAGUGGUGCGCAUGAUGCGAGGUCUGUUGGAACAGAAGGUGCCCCUGCAGGAGUUUGAGAAUUUACAGAAUUUGCAGCCUCUUGAUGACUGUCUGAUUGGACAAACGCAAGAAAAUAAGAAGAAAAACCGUUACAAAAAUAUUGUUCCUUUUGACACCACUAGAGUGCUUCUUGGCAAAGAUGGUGGAUACAUCAAUGCCAACUUCAUAAAGAUGCCAGUGAAGGACGAAUGUUUUAUGUAUAUUGCCUGCCAAGGACCAUUACCCACCACUCUUGGGGACUUUUGGCAAAUGGUGUGGGAACAGAAAUCAAACGUCAUUGCAAUGAUGACCCAGGAAGUGGAAGGAGGAAAGGUCAAAUGCCAGAGAUACUGGCCUGAUACACCCAGAACAGCAGAAAUGGUAGAUGACAGACUCCAGAUCACACUAGUGAAGGACCAUCACCUGGACAACUUUGUUAUCCGAUUGAUUGAGGUUAAAGAUACUCAGACUAAUGAGGUGCAGCAGGUCACGCACUUAAACUACACUGGUUGGCCUGACCACGGAACACCCACCCAGCCGGAGCAGCUGCUCACCUUCAUCUCCUACAUGAGACACAUCCACCAAUCAGGCCCCAUCAUCACUCACUGCAGUGCAGGGAUCGGGAGAUCGGGGACUCUGAUCUGCAUAGACGUGGUUCUGGGGCUCAUCAGCAAAGAUGCCGAUUUUGAUAUUUCAGAUGUGGUUCGUACCAUGAGACUUCAGAGACAAGGAAUGGUUCAAACAGAGGAACAAUAUAUUUUCUGCUAUCAGGUGAUUUUAUAUGUGCUCAGAUGUCUUCAAGCAGAGGAGACUAUCUCAGGAUAGAAGACGAACUCUGACUGUGCUGGAGCUCUUUUUAUGAGACUGUUACAAUAAUUUGAGCAUUUUAAAGUUUCACUUAAAUAUGGAGACCAACCCUUGUCCACAGGGACUGAACAAAUGUUAGAACAAAUUCAUUGAUUAUCUUAUCAACAUUAUAAACUUCUGGAAACGUCAGAUAUUCUAGAAGAUUAUGUAUAUUUUUGGCUUCUGUUCUCUUUUUGGCUGCUACUACUUUUAAAGACAAUAAACCAUUGAUUUUUUAUGUUACCUUUUUUGGUAAAGAAACAGUGCUUUUUAUGGACACAUUACAGAAUGACCAUUGAGGUUAGCAAUGAAAUCCUAUUUUAUAUGGAACAAAAUUAUCCUUGUUCUUUUUAAAAGCUAAAUAAUGCUGGAAGUUGCCUCGACAGAAUACAACAGUAUUUGCUUUGUAAAUCUUAAUAUCAAUCACCUUGAAUUUCUGUGGUAAAUAAUCACAUUAAAGUGUACAUAUUUAUCUCCUGAAAUUGUUGAUAUGUUUUAAAAUGUUAUUACUGGACUAUUUGCAAUUUGUAAAUAAAAGAGUAUCAUGCCUUU